CCCACUCUCCAGUGGCAGCUAUUGAUUGGGCAGCUUGAAUGUCAGUCACGUUUCUCAACUCCGUGGGUUCCUGGGCCUCUCCGUCCCUCCGUAAAGCGCCCGCUUCCCACUAGCUAGAAGGAUAUGCGCUUGCGCAUUAGAGAUCGCUGUCUGCUCUUCCUAUUGGUUCGUUCCUAGGAGCUAGGGGGAAUACGAACUAUCCAUCCAAUAGGAGCAGGGAUGCCGCAGCAGGGGCUGCUGUCCCUCUGCUGAGGGGAUCUGGCGCAGAGCUGAGGGGGUGUUUGGCUCUUUGACUCCUCCUCUCUCCUUGCGGCCUGAGGUUGGCCCUGGUCUUGCGGCCUGCUGCAGAAUGUGGAUGACGCCCAAAAGGAGCAAGAUGGAAGUCGACGAGGCUGGAGUUUUCCGGCCCGAGUGGACCGAGCGUUACUUGAUGGAGAAGCCUCCGGAGGGCGACGGGGCCCUGUGCUUGGUGUGUCGCCGCCUUAUCGUAGCUACCCGCGAACGCGACGUCAGGCGCCACUACGAGGCUGAGCACGAAUACUACGAGCGGUAUGUGGGGGAGGGGGAGCGCGCGGCCCUGGUGGAACGUCUGCGUCAGGGCGACGUGCCCGUGCCCGCUGUCACUUCUGAGGAGAGAGCUGCUCGUGCAGGCCUCGGCAUCAGCCGCCUCUUGGCCUUGAGGGGUCGCUGCUGGGGUGAGGGGAACUUUGUAUACCAGUGCAUGGAGGCACUGCUAAGAGAGGUGCUGCCUGAGCAUGUAGGUGUCCUGCAAGGCAUUGAUUUAUCUCCAGCGAUCACGAGACGGAGGACCCUGAGCAUUGGCAGAAAUCUACGCAAUCAGCUUUGGACCCGAGCCAGGGACUUUAAAGCCUAUUCUCUUGCCUUGGACGACCAGGCUUUUGUGGCGUAUGAGAACUACCUCCUGGUCUUUAUCCGCGGUGUUACCCCUGAGUUGGAGGUGCAAGAAGAUCUUCUGACCUUGAUCAACCUGACUUACCACUUCAGUGUUGGUGCGCUCAUGUCGGCAAUCCUAGACGCCCUGCAAACAGCAGGGCUUAGCUUGCAGCGAAUGGUUGGACUAACCACGACCCACACUUUGAGGAUGAUUGGUGAGAACUCAGGACUGGUCUCAUACAUGAGAGAAAAGGCUGUAAGCCCCAACUGUUGGAAUGUGAUCCAUUAUUCAGGAUUUCUUCAUUUGGAACUGUUGAGCUCCUACGAUGUAGAUAUUAAUCAGAUCAUAAAUACCAUAUCCGAAUGGUUAGUUUUGAUUAAGACCAGAGGCAUUAGGCGACCCGAAUUUCAGGCUUUAAUAGCUCAGUCUGAAUCAGAGCAUAGCGAAAGGAUUAAUGGACGAUGUCUGAACAAUUGGCUUAGAAGAGGGAGAAUUUUAAAAAGAAUAUUUUCUCUAAGAAAACAUUUAGAAGCGUUCUUGGCUUCAGUAGGGGCAACAACAGUUCAUUUCUCAGACAAGCAGUGGCUUUGUGACUUUGGCUUCUUGGUGGAUAUUAUGGAACACCUUCGAGGGCUCAGCAAGCAAUUGCGAGUUAGUAAAGUCUUUGCUGCUGCUGCCUUUGACCAUAUUUGUACUUUUGAAGUUAAGCUGAAUUCUUUUCAGAGACAUAUUGAGGAAAAAAAUCUAGUAGACUUUCCUGCCCUCGGAGAAAUUGUUGAUGAGCUUAAACAGCAAAAUGAGGAAGAUGAAAAGAUAUUUGAUCCUGAUAGGUAUCAGAUGGUGAUCUGUCGUCUACAAAAAGAAUUUGAGAGACAUUUUAAGGACCUCAGAUUCAUUAAAAAGGACUUAGAACUUUUUGCCAAUCCAUUUAACUUUAAACCUGAACAUGCACCGAUUUCAGUAAGAGUGGAGCUAACAAAACUUCAGGCAGACACUAAUCUUUGGAAUGAAUACAGAGUCAAAGAUUUGGGGCAGUUCUAUGCUGGACUCUCUGCCGAAUCUUACCCAAUUAUCAAAGGGGUUGCGUGUAAGGUGGCAUCCUUGUUUGAUAGCAACCAAAUCUGCGAAAAGGCUUUUUCGUAUUUGACUCGAAACCAACACACUUUGAGCCAGCCAUUGUCAGAUGAGCAUCUUCAAGCCCUGCUUCGGGUUGCCACAACUGAAAUGGAGCCUGGUUGGGAGGAUCUUGUGAGAGAAAGAAAUUAAUCUUAAUCCAUAAGCCUUUGUAGUACAACAUUGAAAAACUCAACAAGAAUUCAGUUGCAAAAGCCAAAAUUGGUUUGAUUUUUCAAGUUUACUAAUUUGGAUUGUGAGAAAGCAAGUUUAUUACCAGCAGUCCAAAUUGAUCAAUUCAGAUCAUUCUGACAGUUGCCUUUUUUUCCAUGUCAAAUGGCAGCAUGGGACUGAAACAUGAGAAUGCCACUUUUAAACUUAGUUUAAAAGAUAAAAGUCAUUAUCUUUUACUUUUAUGAUAUAAUUGAUUUUAAAGAGGUUUUAAUAUUGGUAAUGUGAGUUGAAUUUGCAGUCUGUUUUUAAGGUGUUCUGAAGAUAUAUGCCAAAAAUUUUAGCUCUUAUUUUAACAAAGUGUUAAAAUUCUGAUACAUACAGUCUUAAAUUAUCAACUCAAAUGUGUGUUUGAACCAGUUUGCAGAAACUCACAUAGCAAGUUCAUAAAUUUCUAGAAAGGGAGAACAUAACAUACAGUGAAGGUAUUUUGUCUUAACUAUCAAAAUGUUUGAGACUAUGUUUUUUAAACAUAUUUCCGAGUCUGAGUUAAAUAUUGACAGAUUUCCUCCCUGUCACCACCCUUUCACCCACCCCAAUGGUAGUGAUAUUGCAAAGAGAGGAAGUACUCAAAUAAAAUUUUAGUCACAGAAGGAAGAAUCCUUUUUAAGUUGCUGAUUUAGGAGAUUUUCUGCAAUUUGGGAGAUAAGACUAACCAAUUUUGGGGGGUUUCCCCUGAAUUUUUUUUACAACUAGGAGCUGUUUUAUCAGCUUGCCUAGUAAAGGACUAUGGGUGCCAGACUAUCUGGAAUUAAUGCUGGGUGCUCACUAUCUGGGAUUAAUCCUGGGCUCUCUCUGCAGAUUGUUCAGAGAAAGAACUAGCUAGGCUCUCAUCCUUUUCCUUAAUGGAAUGAUGGCACCUGUGGGGAGAGAGUCAACUGCAGAACGAGAGAGAACACCAUCUAUACAAGACUGCCCUCACUUCUAACACAAGUGGAAGUUCAAACUACACUCAGGUUUAAUAAUUUGCUAAAAAGACUCACAGAACUCACUGAAAGCUGAUAUACUUAUGAUUAUGGUUUAUUAUAGGAAAAGGAUACAGAUUAAAAUCAGUCCAGGAAAGAAGCACAUAGGGCAGAGUUUGGGAAAGUGCCAACAAGGAGAUUCUAAACAAGGAGUACCAAACAUGGAGUCUGGAUGUGUUACUUUCCUGGCAUUAAUGUGGGACCAUAGGCACAGAGUAUUGUCAGCCAGGUAGACUCACCCAAGCCUCAAUGCCCAAAGUUUUUACUGGGUUCCAUUAUGUAGGUAUGAUUGAUUGCCCAGGUGACUGACUUCCAUCCCCAGUCUUCAGCCCCUCUGAGUAUGACCCAAAGCCCCCAACAUAAAUCACACUGUUUGUCUUUCUGGUAUGGUCAUCCCCCAUUCUAAAUCAUAUUGUUAGACUAUUGGGUGUGGCCAAAAGCCCCAAGUAAAAAUAAUCCUAUCAGGCACAGUAUUCCAAGAGCUUAGAAAUUACUUCCCAGAAACCAAAUGGAAAGGCCCGAUCCCUUUUUUGGAUAAGGUUAAAUUAUGUACUACACAGCUCCUAUCCUAUACUCAGUUUCUCAUGGCAUUGGUAGCUUCCCUCACUUAUCAAGGGCUUGUAGAAUACCACAGGAUUUAAGGUCCCCAGGUGCAAGGUAGCUGACUUUCCUAGACAACUCUUAUGAAUAACUGUCAUCUCCAAUCCCAGACUGCCUGCCAUCAGCCUGUUUACUCUGCCGUUGAUGAGGUCCCUUCGUCAUUUGUCCUGUAAGAAAGGAGACCCACAGUGGGGAGGAGUUCCUCUGUUGGAAUAGAAACAAACUAUG
This is a messenger RNA of Lemur catta (Ring-tailed lemur), 4032 nucleotides long. RefSeq names its product EPM2A interacting protein 1 (gene EPM2AIP1). The record is from RefSeq and is a predicted model, not a curated record. NCBI's taxonomy places the organism in Eukaryota, Metazoa, Chordata, Mammalia, Primates, Lemuridae. Gene Ontology annotation, biological process: positive regulation of glycogen (starch) synthase activity; response to insulin; positive regulation of glycogen biosynthetic process. The transcript has 2 exons. Bases 350 to 2161 code for a protein of 603 amino acids.